AUGGAGGCUCUACUGCAGCAGUCCCGUUCUAUGUGCCCAUUCCUCAAGCGCACAUCCCCCACCACCCUCCGCACGCUUUCGACCGCAACUCGUCCCAACUCCAGCCCCGGAGGCGGCACUAUGUCCAAUUUGCAGGUCCUCGCUCGCCGCUGCCCCGUCAUGAACAAGGCACUGGCUGUGCAGAGUGCCCGCCUGAGCGGUAGCAAGCGUUUCACCUCGCGUGCCGCCGGAGUCGCCGCAUUCCAGCCCAUGCGGGCCCCCACCGGCAAGCGGGACCUGCACAGUUCUAGUGGGAACCCCGCCAGUCUCGCUUCUGGGGGAUACCAGAAAAACGAACGAGAGAGAGAGCACCAUCUGACCAAUCCGCUUCGUUCGCCGUCUGCCGCUGCCGAGGCCGUGCUCCGGGGUCCCCCCAGCGCCCCUAACUGCAAGCCCUACGACUACCAUGGCUUCUAUGAUGCAGAGUUGGAGAAGAAGCGCAAGGACAAGUCCUACCGCUACUUCAACAACAUCAACCGUCUCGCCAAGGAGUUCCCCCGCGCUCACACUGCCUCCGCCGAGGAACGGGUGACUGUCUGGUGCUCCAAUGACUACCUCGGUAUGGGACGCAACCAGCAGGUCUUGGAUACCAUGCACCAAACGCUGGAUAACUAUGGUGCUGGCGCAGGUGGUACCCGUAACAUUUCGGGCCACAACCAACACGCUGUCACUUUGGAGAAGACCCUCGCCAAGUUGCACGGCAAGGAGGCUGCUUUGGUGUUCAGCUCUUGUUUCGUGGCUAACGAUGCCACUUUGGCUACCCUCGGCAGCAAGCUGCCUGACUGUGUCAUCCUUUCGGAUAGUCUCAACCAUGCCUCUAUGAUUCAAGGCAUUCGUCACUCUGGUGCGAAGAAGAUGGUCUUCAAGCAUAACGAUUUGGAGGACCUCGAAACCAAGCUGGCCUCGCUGCCACUCAGCACCCCCAAGAUCAUUGCAUUCGAAUCCGUGUACAGCAUGUGCGGAUCAAUUGCCCCCAUUGAGAAGAUCCAGGAUCUCGCCGAGAAGUACGGUGCCAUCACCUUCUUGGAUGAAGUCCACGCCGUUGGCAUGUACGGCCCACACGGAGCCGGAGUUGCCGAGCAUCUCGAUUACGACAAGUGGGAUUCGCAGGACACUGCUUCCCCGCAAAACACCAAGGGCACUGUCCAGGACCGCAUCGAUAUCAUCACCGGUACCCUGGGCAAGGCCUACGGUAGUGUCGGUGGCUACAUCGCCGGCUCUGCCGCCAUGGUUGAUACUAUUCGCUCGCUCGCUCCUGGCUUCAUCUUUACCACCUCCCUUCCACCCUCCACCAUGGCCGGUGCCAACACCGCCAUCGAAUACCUCGCCCAGGAACCCCGCGAAAGAACCCUCCAGCAAUUGCACACUCGUGCUGUCAAGAAAUCCCUCAACGAUCUGGAUAUCCCCGUCAUCCCUAACCCCUCCCACAUCGUUCCCCUCCUCGUCGGUGAUGCCGAGCUCGCAAAGAAGGCAUCCGACAAACUCCUCGAGGAGCACGGAAUCUACGUGCAGGCCAUCAACUACCCCACCGUUCCCCGCGGCGAGGAACGUCUGCGCAUCACCCCAACCCCAGGCCACGUGAAGCCCCUGCGCGACCACCUCGUCGAGGCCGUCCAAGCCGUCUGGAACGACCUCGGUCUCAAGCGCACCAGCGACUGGAAGGCCCAGGGCGGAUUCGUCGGUGUUGGUGUCGAGGGCGCCGAAGCCGCUAACUUGCCUAUCUGGGAGGACGCUCAGUUGGGUCUGCAGGCUGGCGAGACUAUCGAGGCUGCUGUUGCUCGUGAGUUCAACGAUGCCCCUCGGGCUCCUGCUCUGAAGACUGCUACCCCUUUGACUGAGAAGGCUCACUCUGGCCUGAACACCCCGGUUGGUGUCGCCGCCUAG
Penicillium salamii is the source of this 1923-nucleotide messenger RNA. The record is from the annotation of a GenBank genome assembly. NCBI's taxonomy places the organism in Eukaryota, Fungi, Ascomycota, Eurotiomycetes, Eurotiales, Aspergillaceae.